AGCCGCUCCAACCAAGAAUCAGGCUAUGGCCACAAGUACAGAUGCGCUAGAGAGACAGGCACUGGACUUAUCAGGGCCUUCCGCGCCGUCCGAGCCCCACCCAGAGGAUGGCAAGAGCGAGACGGACGACGAUGACAUCUUGACCAUCGAUCGCGACCAUGUUGAAGACGGACGGCCUAUCGUCAGCACAGGCGAUAGAAAGUGGCUUCAGAACGGCGCUACGCACACUGGACCCAAGGGCGUGCUUGUAGAUGAGCGGACUAGCCGGCAGAGUCCCACACUGGUGUCCAAUGAGACAUUAUCAGACGAACAAGCGAUUGCAGAAUAUAGACGGCAACGACUUGGCGAGCUACAGAACAUUGGUGCUACCGACUCACAGAGCUUGUUGACGGGUACACAUAACUCACCUGCGCAAGUGAAGGAAGUUGGACUGCUCACCUUUGAAGAGACGGUCAUCAAUGAACGGCCAUCGACAAGUGUCAUCCUCUGCCUCUACGAACCGCAUCUGGACAAUUGCGCGAUCUUCCUCGAUCUCUUCAGCAAGCUCGCACAAUGUUAUCCAGCAUCUAAGUAUACUUUUACAAGGGCGAUAGCCUCAGAGCUCGAUUUCGCGCAAUCGAGCGGAUCGGAUGUCCUACCGACCGUGCUGGUCUAUCAAGCCGGCGAGCUGACAAAGAGCAUCAUUGCGAUAGAGCUAGAGUGGCGACCGAAGCAGACAACAUUGCAAGUCGUUGAAGACACGCUCAUAAGGCAUGGUGUCCUAGACAAAAGCUUGGCUCUACCGGACCGGUGAGUUUGUAUGUACACGUCUUGUCACACUGUACAGGCCUUUGUUGUGCGGUGUAGUGUAUGAUCGAUUGCAGACUUGCAGCCAGUACAA
Molecule: messenger RNA, 880 nt
Organism: Mixia osmundae IAM 14324
Lineage: Eukaryota; Fungi; Basidiomycota; Mixiomycetes; Mixiales; Mixiaceae
Exons: 2
Coding region: 26-793 (255 amino acids)
Source: RefSeq, a predicted model, not a curated record